Messenger RNA from Hydractinia symbiolongicarpus, 4964 nucleotides. Its product is annotated as GTPase-activating protein and VPS9 domain-containing protein 1-like. Gene Ontology annotation, molecular function: small GTPase binding; guanyl-nucleotide exchange factor activity. Lineage: Eukaryota; Metazoa; Cnidaria; Hydrozoa; Anthoathecata; Hydractiniidae. The transcript is spliced from 14 exons. Gene Ontology annotation, biological process: vesicle-mediated transport; regulation of GTPase activity. The record is from RefSeq and is a predicted model, not a curated record. The coding region runs from base 55 to 3984 and encodes 1309 amino acids. Gene Ontology annotation, cellular component: endocytic vesicle; cytosol.
UUUAUAUUUCACAAUAGAUAAUGUGGCCAGGGGAAAUUUAAAGGGAAAGAGAACAUGGCGGACGAAGUGGAGAAGAGGAAAUGUAGAUUUCUCACCUUGCAAAAAAGGCUAAAAGAGGAGAGACUAUUUGUAAAACAAGAAAAAGAACAACUUCGCAAAUUAAACGAUAAAGUAACUAGUUUAAGCCAGAACUUAUUCUAUCUGGAAUGGAAGACAAGACAUCAAUGGAUAAAUGUAGAUCGUUUAGUGAAUGCUAAAAUUAACCCUUCUGACUGCAGCACAACUUCCAGAAUCAUAGAGUCUGUGAAGUUCGAGGAUGCGUCAAGUGCUUUAAAUUACGAGGAUGGAAAGUAUGGAGAGUUCCUUUUUACUCUUAAGCAAAAUCCAAAAUUAGUUGCAAUGAUAUUAGAUUACUGUGAUACAAAACGAAUAAAAACUACAACAAGACAUCUAACUCGGUUACUUAUAUCUUCUCUUUACGGAAGUUGCUCACAGAGAAAGGAUGAAGUUGCAGUUUUAAAGAUAUUAAAAGAACUUAUGUCUCUUCAAGUUUUGACAUGUGAGGAUUUGCUUUCGUUUUUCUGUGGCAAGAGAUCAACAGAAAAUGCAUUUGCCUGUGUUUUGACAUUAUUCUCAGAAAUGCUCUUUUCGUCAAAGCUAUAUUUAACUGCUGCCUUGCAUGGGACUGUGAUGCAAGUAAUUGUUGAUGAUGCUAUAUUCUUAGAUGUCGAAGUUUCCAAAGUGCUAGUAAGAAUACCACCAAAAGCUAUAAUGGAUAAAUUUGGCAAACCAGGCACCGCCUCAUCAAACAGUAAAAUAAAAGAUCAUAUGAACACAUUGCAUAACCACCUAAUUAAUCUAUGCAAGAAAUUUUUAAAAAGUUUGCAUGAUAAAAUAUAUUGUUUUCCACAAAGUUUACGAUGGGCAAUAGGUCAACUGUACCAGGGCAUGAUUUUAAAAAUGAAAUUACCCAGUGCAAAUGCAAAAGCCAUAAUAGCUUACAUGAUCAUGAGUUAUUUUAUAUGUCCAGCUAUAAUUAAUCCAGAACCAUAUGGAAUUAACUCCGAUGCUGAUAUCAGUGAGACUGCAAGGCACAACUUAAGUCAGGUUGCCAGCAUAUUACGUUCAUUAGCACUUCUGGAAUGUGGAUUAAAAGAUGAAAAAUUUAAAGUUGUUUUGGAAAGAUUUGAUCAGGGGUUUAUGAUGUCAUACGUUUCAAGUCUACUCAAUGGUGCUGAAAAUAUUGACAUGGAAUUUCAGGAUGAAGUUUCUGCUUCAGUUGUCCAAUCCUCCAUAUUAAUAACGGAACAUGAUCUGAAAACUUUGAUUAAUUGCUUGAAGCUACUUCAAACAUACGAAGUACCAAAAUUAAAUGAAGAAGGACUUGAAGAACUCUUAGAUGUGCUCCCCGCCCCUCCACGACGCUGGACGAAAGAGGUGCCAGCACGAAAUGUAAAAUCAAUGCCUCCUAACUUGGACAUUAGUACUCCAGUACCUCCUCCAAGAAAUAACAAAUUGAAGAAACUAAACAGUAGUAGUUCACCAUCGAAUGCGUCCAAAAAUCAAGAAGAUAUCGAUCAACUAAAAGAAGACCUAAAUAAAAUGAUUACGAAUGACGAGCCGGUGCUAGUUGUUCCCUUGGGAAAUGAAAUUGAACAAUACCCAGGAAUGCUUUCUGAGGAAAAGGUAUUGGGUUUAAACACAAAUCUCUCAACUGCUUAUGAUAUUGAUACAACAGAUGAAGAACGACGAAGGAGAGCAUCAAGUUUAAUGUUGGAUGCAUUGCAUGAAUUUUUCCCCCAGGAGAACUUGAUUGACAUAAAUGACAUGAGCAAUUUGUCAUCAGAUUCUGAUAUUAUUGACAGUAAAGAAUUGAAUUCUGUGAAACAGACUAGCUCAAGGGCCGGUGAGUUAGAUGGUGUAUUUUUUGAAGCAACUCUCCCUCCUAAAGUGACAUCGGAUAAUGCAGAAAAAACUGUUCCUGUUGACAAUCUUCUCGAUUUUGGGCAAGACUCGGCAAGUCCAAGGUUGCCAGUAAAGAAACACCAUUCCAAGCAUGUAUCAAGUGGAUUGAUUGAUCAACCCCUGAUCAGUUUGGAAAAUGACAUUUUUGUUGACUCUAGCAAACCACUUGACUUAAACUCAACAUCAGGUAAGAGUGAAUUAACCUCUAUGAUUAGUGGAGAUGGUGGUAUCAAUGCUAUUUUACAAGCAGCUGCGAUUCCAUCACCGACAGCUGUUAAAAACAGUGAGUUUCAAGAUCCGUGGUCCCCGAGUGUGACUGGUACUAGUGAUCCGUGGAGCACUUCUAGUACACAGGCUGGAACACCUAAAGGAGAUGAAACAAAGGGAUUUGAGAGUAAUUUUACACCCGUAACCACACCCACUAGAAAAACGAGCCAGUCUGGAAAGAAAAAACAUUCUGUUGACCCCAAGUAUGCUGCAUAUAGUGAAAAUAUACAAAGAGAAAAAAAGUUAUCAUCAAGCAAAAUGGUUGAAAGCAACUCACAUGAAGAAAUUGUCAAAUUAGCUCGAAAGAAAUCUCACGGAGCGUGGUUCAAAGAUAAGAUUUCAACUAAGUUAGGAGGUGGCUUGAGACAAACACCAAAGAAAUCUGACAAUUUUCUUAAGAAAGAUCGAAAAGUAUCGGAAACUCAUUCGGAUCAUCAUCAACUUAAGGCUGGUACGCCGAUGCAAGCAUCAGUUGCUUCCAAAGUUAAAUCGGCUUCUAUUAUAUCUAGAGGAUCGGGAUCAGAAGUUGACGUAAGUGAAGCAAUCAUGGCGAAAUACAGGAAUAUGACACUAGAAUCCUCGAACGAAGGUCUUGAUCAACCAUUCGGUACUCCACAUUCGUCUCAAAUGGAAGACGUUGCAAUGCAAGUGUAUAAAGACGAGGUCAUUUUUGAUGACGAGUUCAAAUUCGAGGACGCCAAAAAGAAACUUCGAACUGUGCUAUGCACUUCAGAUCAAACAUUAAUACCAAGUGACGCAAGAAGUUUUGAUCACCUCAUGUUGACCAUGUUACAAGCAAAGUUAGCAGAAGCUAUUAACAUACAGAAUCGUUUUUCUGUGGCACAACUUCAUGAAACGUUGAGAAGUAUUAAACAAUUGCCAGACGACAGUUGUGAAAAACUUGUACAAAAGCUGGAAGAAGAUUACGAACAAAGGUCGAAGUAUAUUUCCUACUUAACCCGAAGUAAACAGGGCCUGUUGUCAACCAUUUGUCAUUUGGAACAAACCACUACAAAGUUACAAAGAGACAAAGUGAUUUGUCGUAAAUAUUUUACCACGCUUGCUGUACGUCUAUUUCUUGAAACGCAAGAACGAAAAAAAGAAAUCAUUGGUUUUGGACAAAACUUUAACUCGACAAAAAUGUUGGAUGAAAAAUGUGCUUUGUUAAGCGACUUUCUUGAAAAACUUCACGUUGAUAUGCUUAAAGAUGCAACUUGGACAUAUUGCAACGAUGAAGAACUUGAAGACGUGAAAGUGGCGACAGAACGCACGAUCAUGAGCAGAAUAUACAAAGAAGCAUUUUAUCCAAACGGUGUCACCGAUAUUGAAAAUGAUAGAAUAUUUCAUGAGCAUAUCAAGUGUCUGUCGAAAGUCAUCACUUUAUCACACCCUGCUCUUCAGAUACCAAAGACAUAUCAAAAAGAAGCUCCUUGGCCUUCAGCGCAAACAGAACUGUUGAUGGUGAACGCUUACAAGACGGCAGCCGAUAAACUAGCAUGUAUCCACCGCUGUUGUGUUACCAUUAUGAAUCUACUAAGCAUGGCGUCGGAUAAGCAGGCACCCGGGGCUGACGACUUUGUUCCUGUACUUGUGUACGUGGUGUUAAGAGCCAAUCCACCGAACUUGCUCUCCACUAAGCAAUAUGUGAACACGUUUUACGAAACACGGUUGAGUGGGGAGGAAUAUUAUUGUUGGAUGCAAUUUUGUGCGGCUUUAGAAUUUAUUAAAACGAUGACCUCUCCGGAAAGAUGAACAAAUAAGAAAGAUGGUAUUGAUUAAAUAUUAUAUUUAUUUUUUUUUUGUUAAUUUUAAAGAGUACUCUAUUUUAGUCCUAGUAGAAAUUUAGUAAUUUUAAAAUUUUCAAACUUGUAUCAUGGUAGAGAUGUAUUUUUUUCCGGCUAAACAACGUAACAUGUUGUAUGUUGCAAUUCCUGGAAACCAAACCUUGCAUAUUUUAGAGACAACACAGAACAGGGGUUAGCCGAAUUAAAAUAGUAAACUCUAUCUCACCAAUGCGAAGGAGCUAGCCCUUUCCAACUUUUUGUUGUCUGUGCCAUUCUUACCGGGCGUAUUCUGUGGUUACUAUACCGUGUGUAUAGUUUCGUUGAGUUGUACUAUGCUUUCAGUGCUGAGUGUACAAACUCCUCCAAGUUGGCCCUACUGUUGACGUUUAGAAGGGAUGCUCAAGCCACUUGACCUAUAUCUUAAUUUCUUCACAAUGCCUAAGAUGUGAUAUUUCCAAAAAAUUGAAUUGUCAUUUGGUUUAAUACUUAAUAUGUCAGAAAUUUUUUCAUGAAAUUUCAAAUUUUUUUGGUAUCGUAUGGUUUGUUACAGUCGCAAAAUUGGAUUCAACAGAUUUUUUAUUUUUCUUGAACCGCCAACUUUUCUGACAUCAAAUGAAAUUUGUAACUUAGAUAUUUCAAAAAACUUGUAAAAAAGUUGGCAGAUUUUGUUAUAGCAACGAGGAGAAAACAUACACCUGGGAGAGAAUUAAAUUGAUUUUACUGUUUUUAAUAUAGAAGAUUAUUUAAAUUAUAAUUUAACUUUUUUGUAACAUCUUUUUCUUUCAUAUUUUUGUUAAUUGUUUUGUGUAAUUUAUAAACGAAUAUUUUUUUUUAAUCGGAGCAAGAUCUCGUUUCCAGGACUCCCUUGGUGACUGGGAUUUUAACAAAUGUCGCAAGAACUUUUUCUUUCUUUUGUAAAGAUAUGGAGUUAAAGUCCUCCUAACCCGA